Moneuplotes crassus is the source of this 1008-nucleotide messenger RNA. The record is from the annotation of a GenBank genome assembly. NCBI's taxonomy places the organism in Eukaryota, Ciliophora, Spirotrichea, Euplotida, Euplotidae.
CAAAAAGAUGUGUAGACAAGUCUUCCUGGCAUGAAGGUUCGUAUUUGCGGAUAACUUCAAGUUUCAGAAAACUAAGAUGGUACUCUAAGAAUCAUGAUAUUGGCCCUGGUGUUGUUCCAACUGUUGACAGUUCAGUAUUAUUUCUCAAAAAUUACGCCCAAAGCAACCCAGAGGAUUAUAAAGUUAAUGCUUUUGACAAAUUUUGUGUUAUGGUUGUUCUCUUUUUAUCGUUGAAGUUAUGCCCAGGCGGCAACUAUUCCUCAAUAUGCCAUGAAUCAGGUUGCUCAGGAUCAAUGGUGUACAAAGAGCAAUAGUUGGAAGCCAGAGCGAGCUGAUUAUUGUGAGGUUUCUCGCAGAGUCAUCCUGAAGUACCAAGGCUAUAAAACUCUUGUAGCUAACAGUAUUGGAUUCCAUAACGAAAAGUUCUUCUUCCUAACCUGAGCUUAUGGCGGUGUGCUUUCAGUGCUAUAUCUAGAAUCAGCUCUGAGAUAUUAUUUGUCAACAAGCCAGUUUGGCCUAUUCGAUAUUAUACAAGCUCACAUAGGUAUACUGAGCAUCUUGCUGAUGAUAUACUACAUCUCUUCACUGACAACAAUGUUCCUUAGAUUUUGGAAUAAUGUCACUGGAAAAGAGAAAGAAAAAGGAUUUCCUAUGAAAUUUCCUGGUUGUCCGAGAAACUUAGAGAAGUUAGAAAAUAUUCAGAAGCACAGGAAUCCUUAUGACAGAUUAUGGCUGACUAAUCUUUGUGAUAUAUUUGGCUCCUCAUUCUGGAUAUGGCCAUUACCAAUCAGACCAUCUCUGUUUGGAAACGGAUUUUGUUACCCCAAAAUCCCAGAACUUAACCUCAGAGAUAUUAUCGAAGCAGAAGAGAGCAACAAAGUUGGCGAAACAAUAGCUGAGAUAGAAGGAGACGAAAGCUACGAUGACUUAAAGGAGUAUUAUGAUGACCUAGGCAUCUUUUAUAGUGGUAAACACCUGUUCUUCUACACCAUGAGAUUUGAUAUGUAA